AGCUGUGGCUUCUUUGCUGACAUUGAAGAAGCUGCCUGAAAAGUGAAAAGGACAGAAAACAAAGGCAAAGAGGAUGAAGGACCAGAGCUGUAUACAGUGGCCAAGGAAGAGGAGCCUAUAUUUCCCAAGGGAUGGGCUGAGGGCUUGGCUACUCCCCUGACCAUAAAUGGCUCGGCCAGGGCUCUCUGGGAGCCACCUCUUGCCCUGCCUCUCCAGCUCUCCCAGUUGGAUAUUCCCACAAGUGGGAGACACAAGAAAGCACCACCAGCAAGAAAGGAGCUUGCAGAAGGCAGUGAGUGGAGAAGGCUCUUGGGAGGCUGGUGGAAAUGGGUUUCUCAUUAAACUUCACAUUGCCGGCUAACACGACUUCCUCUCCAGUUGUUACAGGUGGGAAGGAAGCAGACUGUGGGCCCUCUGUUGGAUUAGCAGCAGGCAUCCCAUCAUUGGUGGCCACAGCUCUGCUGGUGGCCUUACUUUUUCUUUUGGUUCACCGAAGAAGAAGAAGCAGUGAGUCUGCUGAGGAAAGUGAGAGACCAUGUGAAAUUUCAGAAAUCUAUGACAAUCCCAAGAUAUCCGAGAAUCCUAGGAGGUCACCUACACAUAUGAAGAACACAGCAGGAGCACAAGAAGCCCACAUAUAUGUGAAGACUGUAGCAGGAAGCGAGGAGACCCUGCCUGCCACUUAUCAUCCUCCUGAAGAAAUAGAGAGAAGGAGGGGACUGUGGUGGCUUAUUCCCAGACUAAGCCUGGAAUGAUGUGGCUUAUCAAGGAGCAGAUCUGGAGCUGAAUGAACUAAAAACCCAGGGAUUUAUACUUGGAAAGGAGAGGAAGCUAAUUCUUAACGAGUUCACAUUUCAUUUGCAGAUACGGAAUACUUUUGGGUUGAUUUGCCUCUUUAGGGGAUGGUUCCAGUGAGGUUCAUUCCAACUCUCAGAUCUGUUGUUUAAUAAACAGUGAAGUACCACAUGAA
This is a messenger RNA of Chinchilla lanigera (long-tailed chinchilla), 970 nucleotides long. It is a transcript of the gene Opalin, whose product is annotated as oligodendrocytic myelin paranodal and inner loop protein. Gene Ontology annotation, cellular component: cell-cell contact zone; plasma membrane. The transcript is spliced from 6 exons. Bases 327 to 755 code for a protein of 142 amino acids. Lineage: Eukaryota; Metazoa; Chordata; Mammalia; Rodentia; Chinchillidae. The record is from RefSeq and is a predicted model, not a curated record.